CCUGUUCAGUCAGACUAACCGACAUCCCAACACAACUCCUCCUCCUCCUACUCCUCCUCCUCUUUUCCUCUUCCACCACCUCCUCCUCCUCCUCCCAAAAUGACCGUAGUAGCAGGAGAUAACAUGGAUGAGACCUCGGCUGUCCCUGGCCACCCUCAGGACACCUACCCUCCAGACCACAAUGACCACGAAUGCUGCGAGAGGGUGGUCAUCAACAUAGCUGGUCUCCGGUUUGAGACACAGUUGAAAACUCUCUCCCAGUUUCCAGAGACAUUGCUGGGCAACCCCAAAAAGCGGAUGCGGUACUUUGAUCCUCUGAGAAAUGAGUACUUCUUUGACAGAAACCGCCCCAGCUUCGAUGCCAUCCUCUACUACUACCAGUCUGGGGGUCGGCUGAGAAGACCAGUGAAUGUCCCUUUGGAUAUGUUUUCGGAAGAAAUCAAAUUUUACGAGCUGGGAGUGGACGCGAUGGAGAAGUUUCGUGAGGAUGAGGGUUUCAUCAGGGAGGAAGAGCGCCCUUUACCUGAGAAGGAGUUCCAGCGUCAGAUUUGGCUCCUCUUUGAGCAUCCAGAAAGCUCUGGCACCGCCAGAGGGAUUGCCAUAGUGUCUGUGAUGGUGAUCCUGAUUUCAAUAGUCAUAUUUUGUUUAGAGACUUUACCACAGCUGAAGGAGGACCCAACAAGUCGAGUGGUGGGGAACUCUACCAUUUAUUACAAGCCAAAUAUUCUCACUGACCCCUUCUUUGUCAUUGAGACACUCUGUAUAAUCUGGUUCUCCUUUGAGUUGAUAGUACGCUUUCUGGCAUGCCCAAGUAAACCGGCCUUCUUCAAGAACAUGAUGAACAUGAUCGACAUAGUGGCCAUCAUCCCUUACUUCAUUACACUUGGCACCGAGCUGGCUGAAGACCCAGAAAGCGAGGGGGUGGGGGAGCAGGCAACAUCUCUGGCCAUACUCAGGGUGAUCCGUCUGGUCAGAGUGUUUAGGAUCUUCAAGCUGUCACGACACUCCAAAGGACUUCAGAUUUUGGGGCAGACCCUCAAGGCCAGCAUGCGAGAGCUGGGGUUGCUGAUCUUCUUUCUGUUCAUUGGAGUCAUCCUGUUCUCCAGCGCUGUCUACUUUGCUGAGGCAGAGGAGCAAGGAUCCUACUUUGGCAGCAUCCCGGAUGCAUUUUGGUGGGCUGUUGUGUCUAUGACAACUGUGGGCUAUGGGGACAUGGUCCCAGUCACUAUAGGAGGCAAGAUUGUAGGAUCUCUGUGCGCUAUCGCCGGAGUGUUGACAAUUGCACUCCCAGUGCCUGUCAUUGUGUCCAACUUCAACUACUUCUACCACAGGGAGACCGAGGGAGAAGAGCAGGCCCAGCUGCUCAACGUCAGCAAUCCCAACAUCCCCUCUGAAACCAACUCCAGCCGCCGUAGUUCAUCCACCGUCAGCAAGUCAGAGUACAUGGAGAUUGAUGGAGACAUAAACAAUAGCAUCGACAACUUUAGGGAGGCAAACCUCAGAACUGGCAAUUGCACUAUAGCCAACCAAAACUGUGUAAAUAAAAGCAAGCUGCUUACAGAUGUUUAG
Messenger RNA from Seriola dumerili (greater amberjack), 1569 nucleotides. RefSeq names its product potassium voltage-gated channel subfamily A member 1-like. The coding region runs from base 100 to 1569 and encodes 489 amino acids. The transcript has a single exon. Gene Ontology annotation, cellular component: juxtaparanode region of axon; voltage-gated potassium channel complex; membrane. Gene Ontology annotation, molecular function: delayed rectifier potassium channel activity; protein binding. Gene Ontology annotation, biological process: potassium ion transmembrane transport; protein homooligomerization. The record is from RefSeq and is a predicted model, not a curated record. Lineage: Eukaryota; Metazoa; Chordata; Actinopteri; Carangiformes; Carangidae.